Molecule: messenger RNA, 1273 nt
Organism: Saccostrea echinata
Lineage: Eukaryota; Metazoa; Mollusca; Bivalvia; Ostreida; Ostreidae
Exons: 6
Coding region: 1-1248 (415 amino acids)
Molecular function (GO): protein binding
Source: RefSeq, a predicted model, not a curated record
AUGAGAGUCUCCAAGUCAAAAGAAUGCAUACAGGUACUCUUCAGUAUUACCUUGAGUAUCCUGGGGGUGGCAGCGAAGCCUAGGUGUGACCCAGAGGACAACAUGUAUUACCACCAACAGGCUGACCAAUGCUUUCGAUGUGAUCGGUGCUACAAAGGGGAGGAGCCUAUACCUUUGGAGAGUUGGGAAUUUAAUGGGAAUGGUGAGACAGGGCCCACUGAAUGUAGACCAUGUCGGAAAUGUCGUCCGGGAAUGUUCAGUGAUACACGCUCCUUUGCAUGUAAGCCCUGCAAGAACUGUACACUGUACAAUCAGUAUGAAACUGGCCAGUGUACAAAUGAGCGAAACACCAUUUGUGAUGGAGUGAAGCCAACGACACCAUAUAGACCUAAUUCUGAACCAGAGAGCAGUCCUGACAAAACUGGCAGCAGCCAAGGAGAGCAUACAUCAACAGAAAAUCAAUCAAGUGGGCAGAUAAACAUUACCAUUCCAUCACAGGAAAGCAGUGAUGAUUCACAACCCCUACUCCAACAGAUCUCAUUUAACAAUCAAUCUGUGGCACAUUCCAGCAUAGAGCUUGAAGAAUCAGGGCCUUUAGAAAUAGAUUCCAUUUUAACAAACAAUUCUCAGGAAAGCAUAGAUGGACCUCUAUCUCUCUCUGAUGAGCAUCGUCCUCCUACUGCAGCAGGAAAUCUUAUCAGGUUUGAAAAUCAUGACAAAAGAAAUUCCGCAGCAUUGUCUACAGAUGGCAGCACAGAUAGUGAGGCAGACCAGGAGGUAAUGGAGAUGAAUCAAGUGACAGAUGGAGCUUCCAAUUCCUUCUCAAGAAAAAUCAAGUAUGAUAGGCAGUGGUCCUACCCAUUUGAUGAAAAAGGGGAGAGGGAUUACAAGUCUACUGCCUCAAAGUCAAACUCCAUGGCAGUCUCUGAGAAAGUUUCCAAGGAUGACUUAUCUAUUGGAAUCAAGAACAGGAAAGAAAACAAGGUUCUAGAGGAGAAAUUCCUGCGCUCUAUUUCAAAACACCUUGUGAAGGAUAGGAUGUAUAUCCAUAUAGCUAGAGAAUGUGGACUAGAAGAGGCAGACGUAGAUAUUGUGAAAAUUGAUAACCAGCAUGAAUCGGUGCAAGAGGCAUCGUACCAAAUGCUGCGACGCCUUGUGAUGAAGUGUCGUACAACACAAGCUGUUUUUAUUAAAGCUGUGCGGAAGCAUGACCAACUGGCUUUGGAGAAAGUUUUUCAGUGUCUUUAAUUAGAAAUUUUUUGAGAUUUUUUUG